Molecule: messenger RNA, 1342 nt
Organism: Delphinapterus leucas (beluga whale)
Lineage: Eukaryota; Metazoa; Chordata; Mammalia; Artiodactyla; Monodontidae
Gene: KLHDC9
Product: kelch domain containing 9
Molecular function (GO): cyclin binding
Source: RefSeq, a predicted model, not a curated record
UGCAGCCGCUGCAGUGGUUGCUGGGCGACGGCGGAGAGAAGCAGGUGGCUUGAGGUGGGGACCCGGACAGGCUUCCGGUAGGGGUGUAGAGGCGGUUCCGGGGAAGCCUGCGCCCCCAGGUAGGGGUGCUCCGGGCCGUCGGCCCCGCAGCCCGCCCCUCCCCGGGCCCAUGGCCGGGGCGGUGGGUGGGACAGGGGGCUCAGGCUGGACUUGGCGGCCGGUGGCGCGGGAUCCGCUGCUGGCGCGGGCCUUCCAUUCAUGCACCGAACUGCGGGGACGGUUCUAUCUGGUGGGGGGUCUCCUAGCCGGAGGAGCGAGAGAGCCGAGCAGUGAUAUGGUGGUCUUCGAUCCGGCUGAGGGCCAGGCCGUGCGGGUGGGAGCCCGGGGCGGCCCGAGGCGCAGCCACCACGACGCGGCGCUGGUGGGCGGGCGCUGGCUCUGUGUGGUGGGCGGCUGGGAUGGGUCGCGCCGCCUGGCCACAGUAAGCGCCCUGGACACCGAGCGCGGUGUGUGGGAGGCGUGGACCGCCGUCCCUGGCAGCUGCCCCCCUGCCGGCCUCAGUAGUCACACCUGUACCCGCCUCUCCGACCGAGAGCUGCGGGUGGCAGGCAGGGAGGGCGGGACUCGCACUCAGCGUCGUUAUGGAAGCAUCUACACGUUAAGGCUGGACCCUGGCGCCCGCACCUAUUGCUAUAAGGAAGAAGGCUACCACACAGUCUCACGUUCAGGUCACUGCGCUGCCCUGCUCCAAAGUCCUGGGCCCCACCCAGGUCACCAGCUAUUGCUCUUUGGGGGCUGCAACUCAGCUGAACCAGAAGUAGCUGGGCACUGGAGUCAUGGGAAGAUUAAGGAGGAACCACCUGUUGCCCCCCGUUUGAUGGAACAGCUUGCAAGUCUCGUGAGCAGUGGGCAGGGGUCCCGGCAGGGGCCUCGAGGACUCCGGCAUCACUCAUGUUCUGUGGUUGGGCCCUUUGCUGUGCUGUUUGGUGGAGAAACUCUGACUAGAGCCCGAGACACCAUCUGCAAUGACCUCUACAUCUAUGAUACCCGAAAGUCUCCUUCUCUGUGGUUCCACUUCCCCUGUGCAGACCAUGGGCUAAAACGCGUGGGCCAUCGGACCUGCCUUUGGAAUGAUCAGCUCUACCUGGUUGGGGGUUUUGGUGAGGAUGGCAGGACAGCUAGUCCACAGGUUUGCAUUCUGGACCUCUUUAUCUGAAGAACAGUGCCAAGAUACACCACCAAGCCUCUGUUUUUUGUUUGUUUGUUUGUUUUUGUUUUUUUUGCGGUACGCGGGCCUCUCACUGUUGUGGCCUCUCCCGUUGCGGAGCGCAGGCUCAGCGGC